Molecule: messenger RNA, 753 nt
Organism: Acanthosepion pharaonis
Lineage: Eukaryota; Metazoa; Mollusca; Cephalopoda; Sepiida; Sepiidae
Source: the annotation of a GenBank genome assembly
AUGUCGCUCUGCGCGCUUUUCUCCCCAUGUCGCUCUGCGCGCUUUUCUCCCCAUGUCGCUCUGCGCGCUUUUCUCCCCAUGUCGCUCUGCGCUUUUCUCCCCAUCUCGCUCUUGCUUUCUCCCCAUCUCGCUCUCUUGGCGCUUUUCUCCCAUCUCGCUCUCGCCGCUUUUCUCCCCAUCUCGCUCUCUCUUUUCUCCCAUCUCGCUCUUUUUUUUCUCCCAUCUCGCUCUGGCGCGCUUUUCUCCCCAUCUCGCUCUGCGCGCUUUUCUCCCCAUCUCGCUCUGCGCGCUUUUCUCCCCAUCUCGCUCUGCGCGCUUUUCUCCCAUCUCGCUCUCGCUCCCCUGCUCUCGCUUUUCUCCCAUCUCCCCAUCUGCUCUUUCUCCCCAUCUCGCUCUGCAGCUUUUCUCCCAUCUCGCUCUGUUUCUCCCAUCUGCUCUUUCUCCCCAUCUCGCUUUUUCUCCCCAUCUCGCUCUGGCAUCUCUUUUUCAUCCCCAUCUCGCUUUUUUCCCCCAUCUCCCAUGCCGCUUUUUCCCCCAUCUUUUUCCCCAUCUCGCUCUGCGCCUUUUCUCCCAUCUCGCUCUCGCUUUUCCCCAUCUCGCUUCUGGGCGCCGCUUUUUCCCCAUCUCGCGCUCUCCCCAUCUCGCUUUUCUCCCCAUCUCGCUCUGCGCGCUUUUCUCCCCAUCUCGCUCUGCGCGCUUUUCUCCCCAUCUCUACCUAGUUUCUUUUCUCUUUUCAAUUUCUUUUUAAUUUGA